AUGGUUAAUUUCACUGUUGAGCAAAUGCGUGCUCUUAUGGACAAGGUCACCAAUGUUCGUAACAUGUCCGUUAUUGCCCAUGUUGAUCAUGGUAAAUCCACUUUGACUGAUUCUUUGGUUCAAAGAGCUGGUAUUAUUUCUGCUGCUAAAGCUGGUGAAGCUCGUUUUACCGAUACCAGAAAGGAUGAACAAGAAAGAGGUAUUACUAUCAAAUCCACUGCCAUCUCAUUAUAUUCUGAAAUGACUGAUGAAGAUUGUAAAGAAAUUAAACAAAAGACUGACGGUAAUAAGUUUUUAAUUAAUUUGAUUGAUUCCCCAGGUCACGUUGAUUUCUCCUCCGAAGUCACUGCUGCUUUACGUGUUACUGAUGGUGCUUUAGUUGUUGUUGAUUGUAUUGAAGGUGUCUGUGUCCAAACUGAAACCGUUUUGCGUCAAUCUUUAGGUGAAAGAAUUAAACCAGUUGUUAUUAUUAACAAAGUUGACCGUGCCUUAUUAGAAUUGCAAGUUACCAAAGAAGAUUUAUAUCAAUCUUUUUCCAGAACCAUUGAAUCUGUUAAUGUUAUUAUUUCUACUUAUGUUGAUGAAGCCUUGGGUGAUGUUCAAGUUUACCCAGAAAACGGUACUGUUGCCUUUGGUUCUGGUUUACAUGGAUGGGCCUUUACUAUUCGUCAAUUUGCUUCCAGAUAUGGUAAAAAAUUCGGUGUUGACAAGAGCAAAAUGAUGAAACGUCUUUGGGGUGAUUCUUAUUUUAACCCAAAGACCAAGAAAUGGACUUCUAAGGACAAAGAUGCCAAGGGUAGAUCAUUAGAAAGAGCCUUUAACAUAUUUGUUUUGGAUCCAAUUUUCAGAUUAUUUUCUGCCAUUAUGAAUUUUAAAAAGGACGAAAUUCCAGUUUUAUUAACCAAAUUAGAUAUUCAAUUGAAGGGUGAUGAAAAAGAUUUAGAAGGUAAAGCCUUAUUAAAAGUUGUUAUGAGAAAAUUCUUGCCAGCUGCCGAUGCUCUAUUAGAAAUGAUUGUUUUACAUUUACCAUCCCCAGUUACUGCUCAAUUCUACAGAGCCGACACUCUUUAUGAAGGUCCAUCCACUGACGAUGCUUGUGUUGCUAUUAAAAACUGUGAUCCAAAAGCCGAUCUUAUGUUGUAUGUCUCCAAGAUGGUGCCAACAUCUGAUAAAGGUAGAUUUUAUGCCUUUGGUAGAGUCUUUGCCGGUACCGUUAAAUCUGGACAAAAAGUCAGAAUCCAAGGACCAAACUAUGUUGUUGGUAAGAAAGAUGAUUUGUUCAUCAAGGCUAUUCAAAGAACCGUUUUAAUGAUGGGAAGAUUUGUGGAACCAAUUGAUGAUGUUCCAGCCGGUAACAUUGUUGGUUUAGUUGGUAUUGAUCAAUUUUUGUUGAAAUCAGGUACCUUGACCACCUCUGAAACAGCCGCCAACUUGAAGGUUAUGAAAUUCUCAGUUUCACCAGUUGUGCAAGUCGCUGUUGAAGUUAAGAAUGCUUCGGAUUUACCAAAAUUAGUUGAAGGUUUAAAGAGAUUAUCCAAGUCCGAUCCAUGUGUUUUGACCUUUAUUUCAGAUUCUGGUGAACAUGUUGUUGCCGGUACUGGUGAAUUGCAUUUGGAAAUUUGUUUAUCCGAUUUGGAAAACGAUCACGCCGGUGUUCCAUUAAAGAAAUCUCCACCAGUUGUUACAUACAAAGAAACAGUUACUGCUGAAUCGUCAAUGGUUGCUUUAUCUAAAUCACCAAACAAACAUAACAGAUUAUACUUAAAGGCUACUCCAAUGACUGAAGAAACCGCAUUGGCCAUUGAAGAAGGUAAGAUUUCACCAAAGGAUGAUUUCAAGAAGAGAGCCAGAAUAAUGGCAGAUGAUUACGGAUGGGACGUCACCGACGCCAGAAAGAUCUGGUGUUUUGGACCUGAAGGUAAUGGACCAAACACAGUUGUUGAUCAAACCAAGGCUGUUCAAUACUUGCACGAAAUUAAAGAUUCAGUUGUUGCUGGUUUUGCCUGGGCUAGUAAAGAAGGACCAGUUAUGGAUGAAAACAUGAGAGCAGUCAGAAUCAACAUUUUGGAUGUUACGUUGCAUGCUGAUGCUAUCCACAGAGGCGGUGGUCAAAUUAUCCCAACCAUGAGAAGAGCCACAUACGCUGCUUUCUUGUUGGCUGAACCAAGAAUCCAAGAACCAGUCUUUUUAGUUGAAAUCCAAUGUCCAGAAAACGCUAUUGGUGGUAUUUACUCGGUUCUUAACAAAAAGAGAGGUCAAGUUGUUUCUGAAGAACAAAGACCAGGUACUCCAUUGUUCACUGUCAAGGCCUACUUGCCAGUCAGUGAAUCGUUUGGUUUCACUGCUGAUUUACGUCAAGCUACUGCAGGUCAAGCUUUCCCACAAAUGGUGUUUGACCACUGGACCACCCUCAACGACGAUCCAACUGACCCAACUACCAAAGCUGGUGUUAUUGCUCAGAAUACCAGAAAAAGACGUGGUCUUAAGACAGAAGUCCCAGGAUAUGAAAACUACUACGAUAAAUUAUAA
Molecule: messenger RNA, 2529 nt
Organism: Ascoidea rubescens DSM 1968
Lineage: Eukaryota; Fungi; Ascomycota; Saccharomycetes; Ascoideales; Ascoideaceae
Product: elongation factor 2
Exons: 3
Coding region: 1-2529 (842 amino acids)
Biological process (GO): translational elongation
Cellular component (GO): cytosol; ribonucleoprotein complex
Molecular function (GO): translation elongation factor activity; GTPase activity; ribosome binding
Source: RefSeq, a predicted model, not a curated record